CCCUACAUCCCCCAGUACCGAGACAUCCGGCGGACGCAGAACGCGGAGGGCUUCUCCACCUACGUGUGCCUGGUGCUGCUGGUCGCCAACAUCUUGCGGAUACUUUUCUGGUUUGGAAGGCGUUUUGAAUCCCCCCUUUUGUGGCAAAGCAUUAUCAUGAUCAUUACUAUGUUACUGAUGCUGAAACUGUGCACUGAAGUACGUGUGUCCAACGAGCUAAACAUAAAACGCCGCUCUUUUGCAGCUGCAGAUAGUAAGGAUGAAGAAAUCAAAGCACCUCCCAAGAGAUCCUAUCUGGAUUUUGACUUGAACUAUUUUUGGCAUUGGAGCAAGUUUACAGACUACAUCCAGUGUGUCCUGACCUUCACUGGUGUGACCGGUUACAUCACUUACCUCUGGCUUGACUCCUCGCUCUUUGUGGAAAUGCUGGGCUUCCUUGCCGUGUUCACCGAGGCCAUGCUAGGCGUGCCGCAGCUCUACCGUAACCACCAGAACAGGUCCACAGAAGGAAUGAGGAGAAUGUCGGAGAACAGACCCCAAGUCCUGGAGGCGCUGCAGGGAGCAUGUAGCAGUCCAGCAAGGCUACGCAUAGGACUCAAGUUCAUAAACUACUUGCCUGGGUCUUGA
Messenger RNA from Leptosomus discolor (cuckoo roller), 627 nucleotides. The record is from RefSeq and is a predicted model, not a curated record. Lineage: Eukaryota; Metazoa; Chordata; Aves; Leptosomiformes; Leptosomidae.